Messenger RNA from Rhodamnia argentea, 1685 nucleotides. RefSeq names its product translocase of chloroplast 34, chloroplastic-like. Bases 231 to 1169 code for a protein of 312 amino acids. The transcript has 8 exons. NCBI's taxonomy places the organism in Eukaryota, Viridiplantae, Streptophyta, Magnoliopsida, Myrtales, Myrtaceae. Gene Ontology annotation, cellular component: chloroplast outer membrane. Gene Ontology annotation, biological process: intracellular protein transport. Gene Ontology annotation, molecular function: protein-transporting ATPase activity; GTP binding. The record is from RefSeq and is a predicted model, not a curated record.
UCCUCCAACCGAUAAGGCCGUAGCAGCUCUCACCAGAAAGCGCAGGGACACGGCGUUCAUCAAUUGAUCGCCAUAGUAUUCUAUUCUCAGCCGGUCUUUGCUUUGUCCAGGGUUUGGGGUUUAUCACUCUCUAUUCGGGACGCCCGCCCUUUUUUUUUUUUUUUUUUUUUCACUCUUUCUUCACCUUGCUUUUCAUACAUUUCUCAAGAUUUCUUACGCAUUUGGCUGCGAUGGCGUCCCAACUCAUUCGCGAAUGGACGGGGAUUCAACAGUUCCCAGCUGCCACUCAGACCAAGUUGCUUGAAUUGCUUGGCAAACUCAAGCAGGAGAAUGUCAGCACCUUGACAAUCCUCGUUAUGGGGAAGGGAGGCAUAGGAAAAUCGUCCACUGUUAAUUCAAUUAUAGGGGAGAGGGCUGUUGCCGUCAGCGCUUUCCAGUCAGAAAUUCCACGACCUGUGAUGGUUUCACGCUCAACGGCUGGUUUUACGCUCAAUGUCAUUGACACUCCUGGGCUCAUAGAAGGGGGAUAUGUUAAUGACCAGACUCUUGAGAAUAUAAAGCGCUUCCUUGUGAACAAGACCAUAGACAUUCUCCUCUAUGUGGACCGAUUGGAUACAUAUAGGGUGGAUAACUUGGACAAGCAGGUCGUUAAGGCUGUUACAGAGAGUUUUGGUAAAGAGAUAUGGAAAAGAGCCUUGGUUGUCCUAACGCAUGCUCAGCUUUUGCCACCGGAUGGCCUGGAAUAUGAUGUUUUCUUCACUGGAAGAUCAGAGGCCCUUCUUAAAGUUGUUCGAUCUGGAGCCAAGAUAAAGAAGCAAGAUACUUGGGGCGAUGCCAUUCCUGUUGCCUUGGUUGAGAACAGUGGGAGAUGUAAUAAGAAUGAAAACAUUGAAAAGGUUCUUCCUUGUGGAACAGCUUGGAUUCCCAAUUUAGUUAAAACAAUCACAGAGGUCGCGUUAAAUGGAAGCAAACCUAUAUUGGUAAACAAGAAGCUGAUUGAAGGGCCAAAUCCUGAUAGGAGAUGGAAAGAAUUUAUACCAUUAGUUUUUGCAUUCCAAUACUUCUUCAUCAUUAAACCUCUACAACGGGCAAUCAAGAAUGAUAUGGCAAGGGAGACAAGACCAGCAUGGGAGCUAAGGGACACUGGGUUGUCUAGUCGAAAGUUUUAAUCAACUAUAACGAUCAAUGUGCAGACCGGAAUGCAGUAGAAUGAUGGUAAAGCUCAAUAGAAGAUGGAACUCGAUCAAGCAAAAUAUGUCGCUAUCUUACAUGACUGGCUCGACAUGUAUGCUCGUGCAUGAGUCCUGCCAGUAUUCACAAUGAGGCUGUCAGUGGGUUUUCAACAGAUGGCUAGUUCUGUGAUGUUUGUCUGAAUUGUGGGACAAAAGCAAAAGAUAUCAGAUACCCCUGGUUUUGUAGCUAUAACGUGCUCCAUGAAAUGUUCAUUCAUUAAGAAGACCGGUUAAGUUGGAACAGAGCUGCCAGAGCAUCAGCUUUUUUACAGGCUUUCCACUUUGUGAAUCGAUGGAAGAGGCUCUUGAGAGAUUGAAUUUUUCGGGAGAGUGCUCUACCAUGUAUUCUUGUAUACUCAGAUAACCAUUGCAAUUCAUUCACCUUUAUCUGUAAGUUACAUUUUUUCGCCUCAGGGUUCUUGACUAUAGGAGAUCUGUGUGUUUCGCCCAUUU